Molecule: messenger RNA, 348 nt
Organism: Arachis stenosperma
Lineage: Eukaryota; Viridiplantae; Streptophyta; Magnoliopsida; Fabales; Fabaceae
Product: exosome complex component RRP41 homolog
Biological process (GO): rRNA catabolic process; poly(A)-dependent snoRNA 3'-end processing; nuclear mRNA surveillance
Cellular component (GO): nuclear exosome (RNase complex); cytoplasmic exosome (RNase complex); nucleolus
Source: RefSeq, a predicted model, not a curated record
AUGGGUAUAGAAACUAGAUCUGCGUGUAUCAAUGCUGCAACUUUGGCUCUUGCCAGUGCUGGGAUCUCAUGCAUGAUCUUAUAACUUCAGUGCGGAUAUCUUAAUAGCACCCCUUUGCCUGAUUUAAACUACGUAGAAGACAGUGUUAGAGAUACUGAUGUUACCAUUAGAAUUCUGCCACCAAAGUUGGAUAAAGUGACACUUCUUCAGAUAGAUUUUAGAUUACUAAUUGACAUUUUGAAAAAUAUUAUGCAACUGACAACGGAAAGCUCCAAAGCAGCUGCAAAUUACAUCCGAAAAAUUUUAUUGAAGGACACAAAGCAACUGGAGUAUCGACGACAUGUAUAA